AUGCCGCCGAAGCCGGCGGCGCCCAAGGCGAAGGCCGGCGCCGGCAAGGCGGCAGCCCGCCGGCCCAGCGCGUCGAAGCAGCCCGCGCGCCCGGGCAGCGCACGCCCAGGCAGCAAGAAAUCAACCGCCCUGAAUCUUCCGCUCCUUGAGAUCGAUACCAAGGUGAGCAACAUCCCGCGCCGGGAUCUGCCGACGAAGAUCGGGGGGCUGGAGGUCUGGGGGCAGCACGGCCUGCCGCGGCCGCUGCUGGAGACCAUUCUCGGCCUGCCGUUUGUCCAAGGCCACUCCAAGAUCUACUUGCAUCGCAUAUCGCUGUACCAGCGGCCCCAGGAGCGACCGCCUCCUCUGGCUGUAAGCGGCAGCAUGCGAGGCGGUAAGUCGAGUGCACCGCCGGUUCCGCUACACCCUGCCCAUACCGAAGAGAGCCGCGAGGAGGAGGCGGACCUGCCAUCGCUCUUUGUGGCGCUGUGCCCUGAGAGCCGGCCCGUUCUGCUGCGAAUUGGCCUGGCGCAGAUAUUGGAGGAAGAGGUGCAGGAUCUGCCUGACUUCCUGGAGGCUUACGGGCAUUGGUGCCCGGACCUCACUGACCCCAAGAUAGUCGGCAGCCGCCACAAGCACAGUGUCAUGGUGGUCCCUUUGGCCGGCGGGCGCUGCCUUUUGCCGCCACUUGCGCGUGAGCCCAUGGUGGAGCAGAUCACGAGCUUCACCCAGACCUUUAUUGAAGCGCUGAGAGACGACUCUGACCUGCCCCUCACGGUGAGCAAGGCGUUGAAGGCGACGCAGCACGUGUGCUGCAGCCUGCUGUUGCAGCCGAUGCAGCACUGCACGGAACGCGUGCUGAACCUGACUCAGGUCUUCACGAACCUGGAAGACUUGAUGCUAGGCAGAACGCACCCCGAGCUGGGUGUCGACUACUUCGAUGGCUUGGGUGCCAGUGGCAUGGUGGCGGACCAGGUGGACGACUUCCGGGGGGGGCCGCUCUCAGAUGGCAUCCCCGUGCAGGAGCUUAACAAGAUGGUCUUUGAGCUGGUUCCGGGCAUGAAGCAGACGAGGCCCACGCAGUUCUUGAACUGGUUCCACGCCCAGAUGCAGCAGUCAGGCAAUCGCUGGCUUCUCAAGGCCUACUAUUCCGACAGCCCUGCGCCCAUCGAGUUUGAUUCUGUGCUGCAGGAUGAAGAUGGGCACGCCUUCGUCUUGCCCUUCAGCGCCAAUGCCCAGUUCUACCGCCUCGGCACGCUGCGAGAGGGUGAGGAGUUGAAGCACCGCCACAUAUUCGCACGCCUGGCCAGAUGGCUACUGUCCGGGCUCUUAAUCUUUGCGCCCCUCGAGUCGCCGGCGGACCAGAAGCAGCUACGGGAGCUGGUCCUGCUCCUGGCCAGUAUGCCAGAGGAAGACAUCGGCAGCAUGUGCCCUCCACCUCCCCCAGACGGCUCUCUGCACAUGCGAUUCGUUUGGGCCUUCUGUCGUCGGGUGAUCCGCUGCUUUCGAUGGCAUACCACCAUGAUGAUAGACGGCAAGCUGGUCUCAGUGCCGCAGCCGGGGCUACAGAUGGUUUGGGCCCUGCUGGACGCAGCCCUGGAGUGUGUGUGCUCAGAACACAGCCGCUCCUGCCCGGAGCGGAAGCGGCUGGCCCUUUUCGCGUCUGUGGCCUUUGCAGUGCGCCUCGCCGCGGCCAGCCGAAAGAUGGACGAGGUGCCCUGGAUGGAGAAGACCAGGCUGUGGGGCCGCUUCGACGAUGGCGUGGACAUCGAGGGCCUGGCAAGCCACGUCUAUACCUCGCGCUUUGGGGUGAAAGAGGCCUGGUCCAAGGAUCCCGUGACACAGGAGGUGCGAUCCAUCUUCCGCGAUGACCUACCCUGGGAAGUGAUCCCUUUGGAGGAGGAAGAUGAGGAUGUGAAGACUGUCUUCCCAGAGGACGAGGAGGUGACGUCGGUAGACGCGGAAAAGUCGGAGAUGCGGUCAGAGGCAGAGCCCAACGCGACCAUGCAGGCGAUAAAGGACGUCCAGGACAGCAUGGGCCACCAAGCACGACUGGCGUGGGAGAAAUCCCGGCGCUUGCUGAUCACCGGGGGCAUCGGCACCGGCAAGCGCUCGAUCUCCAGGAACAUUUUGGCUGACCUGGUGCUUGGACAAGUGUGCGAGGGACAGGUGAGCCGCUUCCCGGUUCGCCUCACCAUGUCAGAGCUCCAGGAUCAGUUGGGAAAGGGGCCCGACGCCGUCCAGCAGCAAGCGCUGGACCCCCCCACCCUGGGCUCCUGCGGCUGGGAGCGCUUGCGGCCCCCAAACUUCGGGGGGCGCUGGGGGCACCAGGUGAUCCAGGUAGAGAAGCAGGUGCUGGUCCUGGGUGGCUGCAGUACGCAGAACAACAAAGCAUUGCAGGAUGCCUGGAUCUCCAAAGAUGGUGGGCUCACUUGGGAGGAACUGCCUACGCCCCCAUGGCCCGGGCGCAGCGGGCAUCAGGUGAUUUGGUGGGAGGACCGCCUGAUUCUCCUGGGCGGCCUCGGGGAUGAGGAUCGCCGGUUCCGCGACUCGUGGCAGUCCACCGACGUGGGCAUGUCAUGGCAGGAGCUGCCGUGCCCCAAGUGGCCUGCCAGGUUUGGGCACCAGGCCUUGGUCAUGGACCUCUCUGUCAAGGCCCCGCCCCGGCCGCUGCUGCUGCUCAUGGGCGGCAGCGGCACUGGGAACAAGGCACUCAAGGACGUCUGGGCCUCGGAUUCCGGCGGCUUCUCCUGGUUUGAGCUCGAGCCCAUGCCCUGCUCUGCGCGCUGGAACUUCCACCUGGCCAACUUCCAGGAGCGCUUGUGGCUCACUGGGGGGUGCGACGACAGUAACCACUUCAACGACUGCUGGACUCUGGGCGGCGCCACCUGGGCCCCCAAGGGCGGCGGCGCCGCGCUGGGGCGCCGCAAGAGCGCCAUGGAUGUGGGAGGCAUCGAGCCGGAGGGCUGGAAGAACUUUACGGCGCCCUGGCCGGCUAGGCAAGGGCACCAGGCAGUUCCCUUCCGCGGCCAGCUGGCAAUCUUUGGCGGCUGCGAUGAGAAGGGUCAGGUCCUCUCCGAUGCCUGGCUCUCCGAGGAUGGCAGCGCCUGGCAGCGCCUGCCCUACUUCGCCUGGGCACAAGCGGCAGGCCGUGCCGGGCAUCAGGUCUUGCUGCUGGAGGACGGCCGCAGCAUGAUCUUCGGGGGCCUUGGUGGCGGUCGCGACAUUUUGCGCUCCAGACUGCUGGCUUUGGUCAUCGAGGACGUCGACGAGGACUUGCAGGAUGAGGAGGAUGUGGUGAACUACUUGGACAGGCUCUUGAAGCAUGAGCCGGGCCAUCUGGUGCUUUUGGUGAGCUCGCUGCGGAAGCUUCCAGAUCCACAAGGCUUCGGCCUGGCAGCCACCAGUGCCACGAUGACGGCAACCUUGGCAGUGCCAGACACUGACGGAGCCGAUUUGCUGCCCCUCCUGAAGAGGUGGGGCUUCUCAGAGCUCCAUGUGAAGCCGCUGGAGCAGCAGCAGCUGAGGGCCCUCGUCCACAGCUGGACGUCUUUGGAGAUGCGAGACAAGGUGGAGACUGAGAUGUUGAUGCCUGACAACUACGACUUGGUGAACAGCCCGCUCACGGCCAUGAUGGUGCUGCACGCUUUGGCUGCCAAGGGCCGGACGCAGAGGCACCCACUGACGCGCUGUCAGCUCUAUGAGCACAUGUUCCGCCGCAUCUUCCAGAGCCAUCAGGCGGUGAGAGCCCACGAUGACUCCGAGUUUGAAGCGCUCAACAAGCAGGGCCUGCCGGCAGCUUGUGCAGAGCUUGCGUACGAGGCUCUAGGCCGCAGCAGCCGCUGUAUCAAGGCCCACGAGCUGGCAGCCUUCAUUGGCUCCAGCCCCAAGGAGCUGACGGAGCUGUUGGAAAAGUUGGUCAGGACGGCUCACGGAGGACAGAUCCUGUUGCUGGAGGAUUACCUGGACGGCGGCCUCCGCUUUCGGUACCCGUCAAUGCAGGACUACCUGGCGGCGAAGUGCGCGUGGCAGCACCUGCUAGAGGGCCGGGGGUUGCCUCCGUGGCUCAUCCAGGUCUACAAGCGUUUGGCAGGCCGCUCCGAGCGCUACUCGGGCUGCACAGCCAUGGCCGAGCUAGGUCUGGAGGGCUUCCUCAUGGAGGAGCGCCGCCUGCAGGGCCGGCGCGUUGGCUUCGACUGCUGCGCUUUGGAGGGGACCCGACGGGUGCCGCUGGCGUCGGUGGAGGGGCCCAGCACCGGGCACAUGGUGGGCAAGUACCACGUGCAGGUAGAGGAGUUCGAGCGCUUCACAGUGCCAAUCCUUGAUCGUGUACUCAGUGAGUCUGGCCAAAGCAGCCAAGAUACAGUCUUGAUUUUUGAUGAGAUCGGCAAAAUGGAGCUGUUCAGCAGUGCCUUCGUCUCCAGGAUCCGUCGCUUGCUAGAGAGCAGCAAUCCCAAGCUGCACGUGCUGGGGACCGUGGCGGUCGCUGGGGGUGGCUUCAUUGCACAGAGUAAGCGCAUCCCGGGGGUGGAGUUGGUGGAGAUCAGCGUCCAAGACCGCGACGCCAAGACGGAGGAGGUCGCCGCCAGGUUCCUUGCCCUGUCGAAGGAACAGACAGAGAAGGCGACACAGGUUGCUGAGACGGCGAGGGCACGGGGCCGCUGGCGCCCCAAGGCAAAGGUGACGCCGGAGGCGUUCGAUCCCCCAGCUCGGACAUGUGAGACACCUCCAGAAGGGGCCCUCGCCAUGGGCAAAGCAGACUACGGCCAGCUUGGAAGGGGCCAGGUGUCGUCGGAGCCAGCGCUGCUGAGGUGCGAGGUGUCAGCCGUGUCGUGCGGCUUUGACCACACGGGCCUGGUCUCCGGCGGCCAACUUCUCCUUUGCGGCAGAAACAACCGUGGCCAGUGCGGGCGCCCCAGCGGCGGGCAGCGUGGCGAGAAGGAUCCGCCAGAUUGGUCUGAGGAUGUGCUGGAGCCGGCGCCGGUCGCUUUGCCGAGCAGCUCGACCGUACGCAACGUCGCUUGUGGCGGGGACCACACGCUGGUGCUUCUGGAGAAUGGAGAGGUCUUCGCCUGCGGGGACCACUCCUCGGGUCAGCUCGGCAUCGGCGCCGGGCCCAAGAUGUCGCCCCAGCUGCGGCCCGUCCGUGUGGGCCAAGCCCAGGCCGUGAGCGCCGGGUUCAGACACAGCGCGGCGGUGUGCGGCGACCAGGUGUACCUCUGGGGUGCCAACAACCAGGGCCAGCUGGGCGUUGGAAGGCGUCAGUCCGCACAGCCAGAGCCGCAGCUUUUGGAGCUGGGGCCGGUGCGCCAGGUGGCGCUGGGUCGCUGGCACUCGCUGGUGCUGGGGAGUGUAGUCUGGGCCUUCGGCUGGGGCCGCUUCGGCGUGCUGGGCCAGGGGGACUUCAACGACCACCACAGCCCGGUGAGGAUCGACCUGCCAGAGCCGGUGCACUGCAUAGCCUCCGGCGCCGUGCAUUGUGGGGCCAUUUGCGGGCCAAGGCGGCAAGUUUUUCUCUGGGGCCGCGGCAGCCUGGGGCGCCUGGGAUUCGGCGGCGAAGCCAACGUGCUGAAGCCCCGGCCCUUGGAUCUGGACCAGGUGGAGCACUUAGCUUUGGGUGGCGACUUCUCCGCAGCCAAGACAGCAGAGGAUUGGUGGGUCUGGGGCAAGAAUGAGGAGGGCCAGCUGGGGUUCAAGGACCGGCAGAACCGCCUGGCACCCACCCGCGCGCCCCAGCUGCAGAGCUUUGGGCGAGUGGUGCUGGGGGACUGCCACGCGGAGAAUGCUGCUGGCAGCGUGUCAGAGGCUGUGACCAGCUGCGCCAAGUUUUUUUGUCUGCAGGCAGAGGGCAAGGAGCCUCUGAAGAAGGAGCUGCUGCUGGAGCUCCGUGAGGGGCUGGCCUUCCUUCUGCAAACCAUGUGCAAGGCAGGCAAUGCUCUGGCCAUCAAAUGUUUGCUGGGAGUAGCAGCCGGUGGCCGGCAGCAUUUGAUGGCCAUGCAAUCGCAGUCGGGCAAUAACCCCACUGGCCUUCACCUGGCAGCUGUGAGUGGCCACAAGGACGUCGUAGAAAUCCUCCUGGCCCUGGCGCCAGAGCCGAUGCAACUGUGCUUGGCCGUCAACGCCGAUGGUAUGGCACCGCUGCAUUGUGCUGCCCGAGAUGGCCACGAGGCCACAGCCCGUGCAUUGCUACAACGGGCACCGGACGGCUUUCAUUUGUUGCAGAUGCCCAUGAAGAAUAGCAGCGCCUUACGGCCGCUGCACCUGGCGGCGAAGCACGGGCACGUGGAAGUCGUGAAGUGCUUCCUCGACUUCGCACCCAAUCCGGCAGCGCUGUGUGUGGAGGCCAGUGCUGGCAACACUGCGCUGCACUUCGCAGCCGCAGGAGGCCACACUGUGGUGGCGCAGGCCAUCUUGAGCUACGCUGGGCAAAGCAAAGAGCUGAGCGACCGCGCCACGCUGCUCCUGACUGCGGUGAACCGCUUCGACCGCCAAACGGCGCUGCACGUUGCCGCAGACAAGGGAGAGAAGGAGGUGGUGGAGACUCUGCUUGGAGCUGCUCCAGACAGGACCGCUUUGCUUCAAAUGUCCGACAAGCUGGGGCAGACGGCGCUCCACUUGGCGGCAGAGAAGGGCCACGGCGCCGUGGUGCACAAGCUGCUCACCCCCGCAGACCACGUUUUGGUGUCGGCCAGGGAGCGGAUCACAGGCCAGUCAGCCUUGCACAUGGCAGCGGAGUCUGGCCACACUGCAGCAGUACGCGCCAUCCUCACGGCUUCGCCCUACCGUGAGACGUCCUUGGCCACGGACCGCGGGGGCCGCUGCACCCCACUGCACCUGGCCGCCGAGCGCGGUCAUUUGGAGACUGUCCGUACCCUGGUGGAGCUUUGCCCAGAUAUUGACGGCCUACUUCUGGCCCAAGAGAGGUUUGCUGGGCAAACGGCCUUACACCUGGCCGCGGGGGCCGGCCAUGCGGAGCUGUGCAAGGUCUUGUUGGAGCUUGCACCGAAUGCUUCGACCUUGCUAGCAGCCAAGGACAAGUCUGGCGGCUUCACACCGCUGCAGCUGGCCUGCGAGAAGGGCCAGACCGGGGUCGUGGAGACCCUGCUGGAGUCGGACCCGGACCGGGGCUCGCGCUUGAAGGAUACCUUGGAGAAGUGGAAUGGGUUUUCUGCACUUCACCUCGUGGCUUACCGCGGCCAUGAGGAGGCAGCCAAAGCGCUGCUCCGUCUGGCACCUGACCGACGGGCGCUUCUGGCUUUGAAGGACCAGAAGGGCAGAACUCCCGGCGAUCUUGCCGUUGAUCGAGGUCGAAGACCCGUGGCUUCCCUGCUGUCUGAGACGUGA
Effrenium voratum is the source of this 7323-nucleotide messenger RNA. The record is from the annotation of a GenBank genome assembly. NCBI's taxonomy places the organism in Eukaryota, Dinophyceae, Suessiales, Symbiodiniaceae.